Molecule: messenger RNA, 1547 nt
Organism: Parasteatoda tepidariorum (common house spider)
Lineage: Eukaryota; Metazoa; Arthropoda; Arachnida; Araneae; Theridiidae
Product: guanine nucleotide-binding protein-like 3 homolog
Cellular component (GO): nucleolus
Molecular function (GO): GTP binding
Source: RefSeq, a predicted model, not a curated record
CUCUUUUCAUUUCCUGUGUAAACACCAUGGUAAACACGUGUGUUUGUAUUUUAACUUGAUUUCCUAAGAAAGACAGUGAAGUUUUUAUAUUCAAAAGAAUCUUGAAAAUUGAUCAUUUGGCUUGACUAAUAUUUUAAAAUAUCGAAAAUGCCAGCUAGAAUGCAUCGCAAACAAAGCAAGCAAGUUCAUUGUCGAAUAAAAUACAAGAGAAUAAAAAAAGCAGCUGACCAUAAACGUAAGCUUCGUCGAGAACAGAAGAAAAAUCCUAAUAAAUGGAAGCCUAAAGAUCCUGGCGUUCCAAACAGUCUUCCAUUUAAAGAUGAGAUUCUUAAAGAAGCUGAGUUGAGAAAACAACGUGCAAAGGAUCUCCGCGAAGCACAAAAGGCUAGUAGACUUAAACAGCAGAUGGAAAAUAGAGGACUUGAAGCACUCGUCGAUGAAGCUGUUAUGAAGGAUAGUGAGUAUGAAAGUAAUAUUAUUGAGUAUAAACCAAAAGAAAAGAAAGUGAAUAGUGAAAACUUCAAGUCAUAUUACAAAGACUUGAAAAAAGUAGUCGAAGCAGCUGAUGUUAUUUUGCAAGUUCUGGAUGCCAGAGAUCCUUUGGGUAGUAGGUGUCCACAGAUUGAAGAAAUGGUCAUCAGUAGUGGAAAGAAGCUAGUGUUGGUAUUAAAUAAAAUCGAUCUGGUUCCUCGAGCAAGUCUUGAAGCUUGGUUAAAAUAUCUACGCCAAGAACUGCCAACUGUUGCUUUCAAAGCUUCAACACAAUCACAGAAUACAAACCUCUCUCAAUCUAAGGUUGCCGCUAUUCAUAUCAAUGAAAGCUUAAAGCAAUCAAGCAGAUGUGUUGGUGCUUCUUUUCUAAUGAAAGUGCUAGGAAAUUAUUGUAGAAGCCAGAAUAUUCAAACCACAAUAAAAGUGGGAGUUGUUGGCUUUCCUAAUGUCGGUAAAAGCAGUGUCAUCAACAGUUUGAAGAGAUCAAGAUCAUGCGGUGUGGGUGCUACGGCAGGUGUGACCAAGUCUGUUCAGGAAGUAUCGUUAGAUAAACACAUAAAAAUCUUGGAUUCUCCUGGUGUUGUUUUUGCAAAAGACGGCUCUGCUACGACAUUAGCACUGCGAAAUGUUGUUAAAGUUGAAACAUUAAAAGAUGUUAUCACACCCGCUGAGGCUGUCAUAGAAAGAGCAGGUCACACUCAACUUCGACUACACUACACCUUUCCCGAGUUCACAUCGACACAUGAAUUGUUGUGUUUGUUAGCCAAAAGAAUGGGUAAAUUUAAAAAGGGUGGCAUUCCCAAUGUUGAGGAAGGUGCUAGACGCCUAAUUAAUGACUGGAAUAGAGGUUAUAUAAAAUAUUGUACACUACCUCCUGAGGUAUUCAAGCCAUCUACAUAUAUAAGCUCAACUUAUGUUGCAGAAAUGAGCGAAGCAUUUGACAUUUCUAGUCUGGAAUGUAAUUGAAUUGAAUUGCAGCGUGCAUGGUACUUUUUGCUAAGUUCAAAACUUAAUAAUUUUCAAACUUAUCAAUAAAAUGUUAAAUUUUUUUUAAA